CGAGUCAGCCAAUAACUUGAAGCUCUGCCAGGUCCUACUAGCACGCGUCUUGUGCUUCGCGCUCGGGACAGGAUCUCCACCACAACGUGAUCCAAGAGAUUACACGACUUUCGUCAUUUCUGCAAGAUCGACGGCUCUAUGGCGCAGGCUGCACUCGAUGCAGGGUAGAUUACAGAUACUCAUCAUCCUAAUCCACGGUCUGCUUCGCCAGCACACUGGUACAGUUUCACGCCCGAUAACAAUAUGGUCGCGAACAUCCCUCUCGGUGGCUUAAGUUUCAGAAGAUACCCAAGAAUCUAAUGCGCCAGAACAGUCUUGACCAUGGGGCACUUUGGUAUACUUGUAGUUCUUUAUUGCAGUCCUCGUUUCAGUCCUCGAUGCAGCUAGGUCGACUUUGGGCCUGGUAUGCGGGUGGAACAGGAUAUGGGGGUGGGACUGGGUAUGGUGGAGGGUAGGGAUGUGUGGCCGCGUGGACUUCGGGUGGCUCCACUACCAACGGGUGAUUCUCUGCGGGAUCCAGGCUAUCAUGGGUACUGGUGGGACGCGAUGUCGAGUCGGGUACCGCUACCGAAUCACGCGGUGGUUUUGGCUUGGGGAUCUUGUCCCAAAAACGGGAGCAAAGAUAGACCAAGCUCACAAGCCCCGCCCCGCCU
Mycena citricolor is the source of this 653-nucleotide messenger RNA. The record is from the annotation of a GenBank genome assembly. NCBI's taxonomy places the organism in Eukaryota, Fungi, Basidiomycota, Agaricomycetes, Agaricales, Mycenaceae.